This is a messenger RNA of Pongo pygmaeus (Bornean orangutan), 2567 nucleotides long. It is a transcript of the gene MNS1, whose product is annotated as meiosis specific nuclear structural 1. Gene Ontology annotation, cellular component: motile cilium. The record is from RefSeq and is a predicted model, not a curated record. The transcript is spliced from 12 exons. Gene Ontology annotation, biological process: cilium organization. Bases 891 to 2378 code for a protein of 495 amino acids. Lineage: Eukaryota; Metazoa; Chordata; Mammalia; Primates; Hominidae.
AGGGCCCAACCCUUUGCGGAGAUGGAUAUGCCAAGAAGAGAAAUUUACAGCAGGCUGCCUGCUUUGCUCCAUUCCAGAUCAAUUUACACAGAACACCCAGAGGGCAGGUUUACACCUUCUCUCCAUUCCUCUCAAACAGUGAUGGCAAUGAGUGGAGUAGUAGAGACAACAUAGAUAUGCAACCACGUGAUAAAUGACCAAAGGACAGAGACAGGAGCGACCUCAGUUGUAUGAUGGAGCCAAGAGAAGUCGCUGAUUUUUAGUUGUUUUUAUCUGGUUGUAAGGAUGGGGUGACAACUUCCAAGCUUUUACACGUCAGCACUGAAACUAGAAAUCCUAUUUGUUAUUAAUCUUUAAGCAGACAUAUUGCUACAGAAGACGGACUUCAAAUUAGAAUAACACAAAGUUAUACCACUAAUCACCUUAUACAAAUAUUUUAGUGUUGACAAGAUUUCUCUGAAUGUAUCAUUUCUAAAAUCAGUAUAUCUAAUUUCUCUGAUCCAUUAUCAUUCUUAAACUUCCCAUUUAAAAUGGACUUUAGUGUCUAAUCUGCCUAUGAAAUGAACCAGAUCAACAUCCUGCCAUCAUGUAACGUGCUCUCCUUGGUACCUGGACCACAUAGCAGAUUUAGACCUAUAGAAGUAGCCCUCCUGCCCUGUUCCUAAGAAGCUCAAUGCCGAUUGGAUCUUAUCGCGUCCAAUGGGAGGCCACGUUCUGCGUGGGUCAGUUUUGGUCGAGCGGAGGGCGCGCAGCUCCACCGUUACCAGGACGCCGCGUAAACACCCGAGCGCGCGCAGCCAGGUGCGCUCCUUUGGGCUGCUGGCUGCUGCGUUUGCGGCUGGAGGUGGUGGCCGCGGUCCCACGAGAGUGGGUAUUUUUCGUCAGCCAAGAUGGCUUCCAAAAGGAGACAUUUGGGCUGUAGUGAAAGGCAUCAGAAAUUAGUAGAUGAAAACUACUGCAAAAAAUUACAUGUCCAAGCUCUAAAAAACAUCAACAGUCAAAUCAGGAAUCAGAUGGUGCAGAAUGAAAAUGAUAACCGUGUUGAGCGCAAGCAAUUUCUCAGAUUAUUACAAAAUGAACAAUUUGAGUUGGAUAUGGAAGAGGCCAUUCAAAAGGCAGAAGAAAACAAAAGAUUGAAAGAACUCCAGCUCAAACAAGAAGAAAAGCUGGCUAUGGAAUUGGCAAAACUAAAACAUGAAAGUCUAAAGGACGAAAAGAUGAGGCAACAAGUAAGAGAAAACAGCAUUGAGCUUAGAGAAUUGGAGAAGAAAUUAAAAGCAGCUUACCUGAAUAAAGAAAGGGCAGCUCAGAUUGCUGAAAAGGAUGCCAUUAAAUAUGAACAAAUGAAGCGUGAUGCUGAAAUAGCCAAAACCAUGAUGGAAGAACACAAGAGAAUAAUAAAGGAAGAGAAUGCUGCAGAAGACAAACGAAACAAAGUGAAAGCACAAUACUAUCUUGACUUAGAGAAACAACUUGAAGAACAAGAAAAAAAAAAGCAGGAAGCUUAUGAGCAGUUGCUAAAAGAGAAACUCAUGAUUGAUGAAAUUGUUAGGAAGAUCUAUGAAGAAGAUCAGUUGGAAAAACAACAAAAGUUAGAAAAAAUGAAUGCAAUGCGAAGGUAUAUAGAAGAGUUUCAGAAAGAGCAGGCUGUCUGGAGAAAAAAGAAACGUGAGGAGAUGGAAGAAGAAAACAGAAAAAUCAUAGAGUUUGCUAACAUGCAGCAGCAAAGAGAAGAAGAUCGGAUGGCAAAAGUUCAAGAAAAUGAGGAGAAAAGGCUACAGCUUCAGAAUGCGUUGACACAGAAAUUAGAAGAAAUGCUGCGGCAACGUGAAGAUUUGGAACAAGUGCGACAAGAAUUAUACCAGGAAGAACAAGCUGAAAUAUAUAAGACCAAGCUAAAAGAAGAAGCAGAAAAGAAAUUGAGAAAGCAAAAAGAGAUGAAGCAAGAUUUUGAGGAACAAAUGGCCUUGAAGGAAUUAGUGCUACAGGCUGCAAAAGAGGAAGAGGAGAACUUUAGAAAAACUAUGCUAGCUAAAUUUGCUGAGGAUGAUCGAAUAGAAUUAAUGAAUGCUCAGAAACAAAGAAUGAAGCAGCUGGAACACAGGAGGGCUGUGGAAAAACUUAUUGAAGAGCGUCGCCAGCAAUUCCUUGCAGACAAACAACGUGAACUAGAAGAGUGGCAGUUGCAGCAAAGGCAGCAAGGAUUUAUUAAUGCAAUUAUUGAAGAAGAAAGGCUAAAACUUCUCAAAGAGCAUGCUACAAACUUACUAGGCUAUCUCCCUAAAGGAGUAUUUAAAAAAGAGGAUGAUAUUGAUCUGCUUGGUGAAGAGUUCAGGAAAGUGUAUCAGCAAAGGAGUGACAUUUGUGAAGAGAAAUGAUUGAUAUCAUCAAAAUUGGCUUCUUGUUUUCUGAUUUUAACACUUCAAUUUUUUUGUGUUCUUCAUUUGCUAUGUCCUACAAAAGGAAAAAAAAGUGCCAUGUAUUCUUUUUUAAUAUACAGCCUCUCAAUGGAAAGAAUUAUAGACUAUCCUCACAACAGUAAUAAAAAGUACUUUUUUAAACUGAAA